This is a messenger RNA of Diabrotica virgifera virgifera (western corn rootworm), 7203 nucleotides long. Its product is annotated as 4-hydroxybutyrate coenzyme A transferase. The record is from RefSeq and is a predicted model, not a curated record. Lineage: Eukaryota; Metazoa; Arthropoda; Insecta; Coleoptera; Chrysomelidae. Gene Ontology annotation, biological process: acetate metabolic process. Gene Ontology annotation, molecular function: acetate CoA-transferase activity. Gene Ontology annotation, cellular component: mitochondrion. Bases 239 to 1666 code for a protein of 475 amino acids. The transcript is spliced from 8 exons.
CACUAGUGUCAGUGUCAGCAGUUGGUGUCAGUCGUUUGACGCACAGUACAUGACAGUCCUGUCCUUUACUGUGGUUUGACGUUUGUCGUUUUAAUUUUUUAGUUGUUACGAGGUGAAGUUGAGUUUGGUUUGAGUGUCAGUUGUAUUUUGUAUCUCCUUACUUUUGCCGAUCAAGACCCAGAUUCCAAGUCUUCUUGGGUUUUAAUAUUUCUUCAAUAAAUAAAAAUCUAUUUAGAAGAUGGCAGUUUCAGUUAGAGGUUUCUCUCAUCGGAUUGGACAUUUAAGUAGCGUUUUAGCUACUGUUAAAUCAUCCCCUAGAACUUAUUUUACAUAUACGAACGAACCCUCGCAACCCAUUAAAGGAAAAGAGCCAAAAUGGUGUACUCCAGAGGAAGCUUUCCAAGAUUUACAAUCAGGUCAAACCGUAUUCUCUCAGGGAGCCGCAGCUACACCGAUCGACUGUCUAAAUGCAAUGACAAAAGUAGGAAAGAGCAAAAAUCUUAAAGAUAUUACAGUAUGCCAUAUGCACACAGAAGGUCCUGCGGCGUAUACGGAUCCUUCUUGUGAGGGAAUUUUUAGGUCAUGUUCAUUCUUCAUGGGCGGUAAUGUACGAAAAGCCGUUGCCGAUGGUAGGGGAGACGCCAUUCCGAUAUUUUUAUCAGAAAUUCCACUACUUUUUACUAGACAAAUAGUUAAACCAGAUAUUGCAGUUAUUCAGGUCUCUCCUCCUGAUCAACAUGGAUACUGCAGUCUGGGUACCAGUGUGGACUGUGUAAGAGCAGGAAUGAGCCAUUCCAAAAUUAUAGUUGCCCAGAUAAAUCCUAGAAUGCCAAGAACAUUUGGCGAUGGUAUAAUCCACAUCAGUCACAUCGACUACGCCGUAAAAGUAGACACUCCAUUACCUUGCCACGGUGGAAAACCGCCAUCUGACGUCGAAACACAGAUUGGUAAAAAUAUUGCCGAAAAUCUGGUGGAAGAUGGUGCUACACUUCAAAUGGGUAUUGGCAGCAUUCCCGACGCAGUAUUGGCUUGCCUGACUAACCACAAGGACCUCGGCAUCCAUUCCGAAAUGUUCGCUGGUGGAGUUAUAGACCUAGUCAAUAGAGGCUGUGUUACUAACAAUAAGAAAUCCAUUCAUAGGGGUAGAAUCGUAGGAUCAUUCUUAAUCGGAACUCAAGAUCUGUACGAUUUCGUAGAUAAUAAUCCGUUCAUCGAGAUGUUAGUUGUAGAUUAUGUAAAUAGUACAAGUAUUAUUGCAAGACAACCAAAGAUGACUGCCAUCAAUUCCUGUAUUGAAGUCGACUUGACGGGACAAAUCUGUUCUGACUCGAUCGGUACCCGAAUGUAUUCCGGUUUCGGAGGUCAAGUGGACUUCAUCCGAGGAGCUGCUGAAGGAUUGGACGGAAAAGGAAAACCAAUCAUUGCACUUCCAUCCACUACCAACAAGGGAGAGAGUAAAAUCGUUCCUCUGCUCAAGUCAGGUGCCGGUGUAGUAACAACCAAAGCCCACGCUCACUACGUCGUAACCGAACACGGCAUUGCGUUCCUCUUCGGCAAAACCCUUCGACAGAGGGCACACGCCUUGAUCAACAUCGCCCAUCCCAACCACAGAGAAGCCUUAGAGAAAGCCGCGUUCGAGCGCCUUAAAGUCAUGCCAGCCCCUUAAACAUAAGUUCCCAUAAAUUUUGUAUUCGCUUACAUGAUUUUAUUUGUUUGUACAAUGUACUGUAUACAUUAUAGGCGGUAGGGCCCAGGUCACGGACACUGUAAAGGAAUCAUCUCAAGACAACAACUUAAUAAUUACAUUCUAAGAUACAAUUGUAUAUUCUAGUAAAAGCAAAAAAACUAUCGUUGUACGUCAUCAGUGACGUCAUAAGAAAAUUAUACUAAUCCCUAAUAACACCAAACAUUCCAUGUAUGUUCCUAGAAUGUACACACAGGACAUUGAAAACAUUCCUGGAAUGUCCUCAAAAGCACAAGAACGUCCCCUAAAUGCUAAAUGUCCCAGGGAAGUCCUGUGACAGCAUUUUAAACAUUCCUUGAAUGUCUUGUUGGAAAAUUCCAUGAAUGUCUACGAAUGUUCUUUGGACAUUCGCAGUAUAUUUUUUGGACAUUCCCUGGAUAUAGUCGCUGAUGUGACAUAAUAUCUCCGAUUUGUUUUUUCACGAGUUUUGUAAGAGAGACAAAAUACUUUUUUUACAGUCACCUCCUGUCUUCAUAUGAUAUUUUUUGACAUAUUUUGUAGUAAAUUCAACUAUCUAUUUACUACAAAACGUGUCAAAAUUUACAUGUGAGAACAAGAGAUAACCCUAAAAAUGGUUUUUCGUCUCCUACAAAAUUCAUGAAAAAGCAGAUAGGAGGUAUUGUCACAUCACCGACGAUAUACCAGAAGGAUAUGUGGCCAUACCAAAUAAUACAUCCUUGAUAAAUAUAAACAUUUUUAUUGCAAAAAAUCUUGUCAUAUAUUUUUUUCCAUAAUCAUCACUACGAUGAUGAUUCAUUGUAUUGAAUUGUACAUUACAAUUACAAUCUGGUCAUAACUGACCAAUGAACAAUUUUAAUUUAACCUAAAUUACUACUGUUCUUAAAAUGAAGAGCUUACCCCAUAGCGUCUAUUAUCUAAUCUAACAAGAUCGUGCACUAUUUUAACAUACACAGGCACACAAGCACUAUGCUCUGCUUUUCACUAUCACCUAUCACUCAAACUAGUUCAAAAGGCUUUGUCCUCUUCAAUCUUCUAGUUUGCCCAGUAGUAUCGAGGAGCUGGAUUUCCUCAAUAUUCUCGUACUUAUGAAGUUGUUGCUCGUGACUUCCUGCCAUCUUCUUAAUGAUUAUAUCCAGGUUCCAUUUCUAGGUCCUUAUGGAGAUCACUGUUUGUCACAUACCAAAGAGCAUCUACAAUAUUUCUCAGUAUUUUGUUCUGGAAUCUUUGUAUAAUUUUUAUGUUACUUGGUCUAGUAAGUACACCCCCAUAGUGGGCAUCCAUAGUCCAUACAGGUCUUAAUAUUUGUUUAUAAAGUAAUAACUUAUUAUGCAUGGACAAUGUGGAGUUUCUUCCAACUAGCCAAUACACUUUUUACAUAUAUCUUUCUUUUGCCUUUCAUAGCCACAAGGCUAUACGUUUCCUUCCUGUUUUGUUUGCAGACCACUUUCAGCUGAUUCUAAAAAAAAUUAAAAUGAAUGGUAAUUUUUCUAUUCUUUACAAUUGAAAAUCAAAAGAAAUAGGAAAUAGGAAAUUUACAGGUAAUAAUAUGCAUAAAUAAUUCGUUUCAUAAAGAAUAAAGAAAAUUGAAAACGGAUUUUAUAAUACACUCGCGAUCAUAAAAAGCGGGUCACUCGAUGAGUUAUUCAAGUUAGAUGUCUCGAAUUUUCUAAAUCUGUUGUCCGAUUUGAGUGAUUUUUUAGUAUGUUAUAGCCUUAUUCUUUAGCAAUAUCGCUAUAAUAAUAUUGUUGCUAGACCGGUAAAUUGUCAUUGUAUACCGGGUGUAACAAUCAUACUGUGUUUAUUCCUAAAAGUUCGGAACACCCUGUGGAAUGUUUUAGUAUAGAUAAAAUAUUGAAAUUAAAACUAAAUUGUAGCCUUAGGCUCUCUUAACAUUUUAUUUUUUGAUUUAUUUGUUUAUGUUGGAUAAUAAAAAAAAGUUAAGCACGUUAAUAACUAGCCAUGUUCUUCAUCAAUACAGGGUGUUUCUAAAUAAGUGCGACAAACUUUAAGGGGUAAUUCUGUAUGAAAAAAUAAUGACAGUUUGCUUUAUAAACAUAUGUCCGCAAAUGCUUCGUUUCCGAGAUACGGGAUGUUAAAAUUUUCAUUACAAACUGAGGAUUUAUUUAUUGCUCUAAAACCAAUAGAGAUAUGCAAAUGAAAUUUGGUAAGUUUUAAGAGGCAGUUAUUGUGGAUUUUUUGACAUAUAAUAUGUCAAAUUGACAUAUUUGACAUACAAUACAAUAUGAUUAAUAAUUCUAUAUUCACCAUUGGCGUACAUACGGGUAUAAACAUUUUAGAUACAUCCCGUAUGCACGCCAAUGGUGAAUAUAAAAUUCUUAAUUGUAUGUCAAAAAAUGCGCCAUAACUACCUCUUAACAUCUACCAAAUUUCAUUUGCAUAUCUCAACCGGUUUUAGAGCAAUAAAUAAAUCGUCAGUUUGUAAGAAAAAAUUCAACAUCCCGUAUCUCGAAACCGAAGAAUUUACGGUCAUACGUUUAUAAAGCAAACGGUCAUUAUUUUUUCAUGCAGAAUUGCCCCUUAAAGUUUGUCGCACUUAUUUAGAAACACCCUGUAUUGAUGAAAAACAUGGUUAGUUGUUAAGGUGCCUAACUUUUUUAUUAUCCAACAUAAACAAAUAAAUCAAAAAAGAAAAUGUUAAGAAAGCCUAAGGCUACAAUCGAGUUUUAAUUUCAAUAUUUUAUCUAUGCUAAAACAUUCCACGGGGUGUUUCGAACUUUGAGGAAUAAACACAGUAUGAUUGUUACACCCGGUAUACAAUGAUAAUUUACCUGUCUAGCAACAAUAUUAUUAUGGCGAUAUUGUUAAAGAAUAAGGCUAUAACAUACUGAAAAAAUCACUCAAAUUGGACAGCAGGUUUAGAAAAUUCGAAGAAAUCUAACUUGAAUAACUCAUCGAGUGACCCGCUUUUUAUGAUCGCGAGUGUACUUACAUAAUUGUUUAAACAAAAGAGAUCCAGCCAGAGCAAGCAAAACUAACAUACAUAGAACAGCAAAAAGCCACUAAUUCUAAUUUCCAUUUUCCAUCCAAUCAUAAAUUUUUAGGUUAUUAUGGUUAUAAUGAAAUGUGAAAAUGUGAUGACCACGUGGCACGCGACCCUACUUACAUAGAACACGCGCGGCAAAUUUGAAAAUUAACUCAAAUUGAAUAAGUAAAUGGCCUCACUUAAAAUAUAGGACAUUGGUAGUAUGUUCAUAGAAUGUCUUGUGGUAACAUUCCACCAAUAAUUUAAUCAGAUGUUCACCGAAUGUUCCUUGAAUGUCCAGGACAUUCAAACAUUAAUAGAACUUUGAUAGUACAUUCCUGGAAUGUUUUGUGUUGUUAGGGACGUGAUUUCAAAAGUAUUUAUCGUCCAAAAUUUGUUACCCUAAUGCUGUAAUGUUUGUGUCGAUCAAAAAAAUCUUAGGUAUUUUCCAAAGCAUCCACCUUCAUAAUCAGUUAAUAUUGUACAACUAUACGCUGAAUACAACAAUCGAUGCUAAAUGUAUAAUUCUUAAACUAUGAACAUCUUAUUUGAGGUUAUUUCUUAACUACAAUAAUUGUAGUUUUACUUAUUUACAAAGUAUUUUCAAAAUCUUGACUAUUUUCCCCCGAUCUUUCAACGCAUAGCAAAUUUUGAACCUUAGAAUUGUUUUCUACUCAAAAUUUUCGGUAUUUUACUCUUGACUUUAGGAUGCAGGCAAUUUUCUAACCUCAAAAUUAUUUCCUGUUAAUCUGUUUUUUAUUAUUAUAAGGAAGAUGUGGCUAUAUCACAUUUGCCUUGAAUUCAUUCAUGUUCUAAUGAAUGAAAUAUAAGUAUGAAUUAAACAGAGUUCGUAUUUCGAUACAGCUCCAAUGACAAAUGACAUACGUCAAAUAGUGCAGCCAACUGAAAUAAUGAGGGCGCUCUAUGGUAUGACGUACAUCGCUAUUUGCUAUGCUUUUGCGAUAUAGAUUUGAAAACGCUUCGAUGUAUAAAUCACAUCUAAUGAUUGCAUCAAUAAUUCCAGUAUUUAUAAUUUCUUGAAAUGUUUCUUCUCAACCAAUGUGGCCUAUUGAUCUAGUUUUAAGGUUUUAAAAUUUGAAUAGGUGGCAUUUUUAUAUGUUUGUAAGACAAUAGUUGUAAAUCAAAGUCAAUACGAAUUACUCAAUUUAGAUUAUUACAAAUACAACGAGAGGUAUCAUUCAUAUUCAGAUGCAUUUUGAUUUUCCAUAGAGACCAAAUUUGUUUUUUGAAAUAGCAACUGAAUAAUGAGUCUCCAUUUUGGAGGUUCUAACUUCUUCAUUUGUACAUGUCUGCCAAAAUCUGAGAAAGUAUGAGAAGUAAGAGAAAAAUGAAUUUUUCUCAGCGACAAAACAGGUAGGGACAGAUAGUAACACACUAGACAUCGUCUUUCAGAAGGACGUUAAUGUAAAUGUCUUGGUCUAUAACCUGUUGUAUAUGUCUCUGAGUAAUUUGAGAUAUUAUAUACAACAGAGUGAAAACAAAUAUGCAUCGAAAAUGUUUCUGUUUGUUCGAAAAUGCAUCUGUUUGUUCGAAAUUGUUUUUCAAAAUGUAUUACAAUGUUGCAUGCAUUUGAAUAAAAUUUUAAAUCACUUUUUCCACUUGAAAACAAAUAAUAGUCCAAAACAGAUAAAUCUAUCUACGAAUCUCAAUCUAAGUAAGACUCAUGUUAAUUGUGCAAUACUAGUGAUGUUUUCUGUCACACAAAGAGAUUUUGUAUGAUCUUUACCAAAUGUAACAUAAUAUGGUGAACUCCCAACAUGAUUCAAGAUAGUUGAUCGGAAUGCUGCUUUAAAACCGAAGGUCAUAGCGAAUUGACAAAUCGUUUCGAUCGCAUAUUCAGUUUCAUCGUCAAAUUAAGGUGCUGUCAGAUGUCAUAUUGACGUCUCUGCACCGGUGUUGCCACAUCUACAAAAUGAUAAUUCAAAGUACGGUUGCGCAGAAAGUUUGUACUUCGAUAAUAGCAGCUUUCAUACAUCUAUGUUUUUAACGAAAUUGAAACCUAUUUAUGAUUGUUGUAUAGCAUUAAGUAUAAUUCAGUAACUUUACCAUAUAUAUUUUUGUCAAUAUAUAUGCCCACAUUCAGUAAUAAAAACAUUUUACCUCGAUAUUAAAUUAGAUAGAUCUAUGUUUAUUUUAUUCAUUAGAUGAAUUUGAUCAAUACUGUUUGAGAUUUAAUAGAUAUCAUUUUUUUAAUUUAAACUAACUAAUAAAUAAAGAGUUUCAUGUCAUUCGUUGAGCAAUAGUAGUCAACUUAGCUGCAUUAAACGUGACUGAUAUGGUAUGAUGUAACGGUAUUGGAACAAUUUAUGUAUUUAAUUUUUUAUUACAUUUUAAAGAUUUAAUUAAAAGUUAUUUAAAUCGAAGUCUGAGAAUACCAUCGAAGGUAAAAGUACCUUGUAAUCUUGGGUAGGAAAAGUGAUGGUUUACCACUGAUUAUACUGUUUAUUUCUAGGACUGCUUUUGUAAAUUUACAUAAAUAAAGAGGUUAUAGUUA